Molecule: messenger RNA, 2241 nt
Organism: Harpia harpyja (harpy eagle)
Lineage: Eukaryota; Metazoa; Chordata; Aves; Accipitriformes; Accipitridae
Gene: NOL6
Product: nucleolar protein 6
Biological process (GO): rRNA processing; tRNA export from nucleus
Cellular component (GO): UTP-C complex; small-subunit processome; CURI complex
Source: RefSeq, a predicted model, not a curated record
AUGGGGAGUGGCCCUCCGCGUCCAGCAGGGUGUGUGGCACUGCACGUGGCGACAGUGCCAGCCCGCGCGUGUGUGGCGGCGGCCAUGGAGGCGAGGCGGCAGGGGCUCCGGGGGGGGAAUCGGCGCCCGCGGGACUCUGGGGUGAGCUGUGCUGUGUUCUCCUCACAGGGCUCUCCGGAGGCGGCGGCGCAGGGCCGGGAAGAGGCCGAGGCCGGAGCCCUGCAGCCGGCAAAGCUGAGCCGGGCCGAGCUCUACAAGCCGCCGACCAGCGAGGAGCUGAGCCAGCUGAAGGAGACGGAGGAUCUCUUCCACUCCAGCCUGCUCCGCCUGCAGAUCAAAGAGCUUCUGAAGGAGGUGACAUUGAAGGAGACGAAGAAGAAGGAAAAGAUUGAUGCCUUCCUCCAUGAAAUCAAUAGCCUGCUGAGUGCCAUCCCAGAUACCCCAGAAACUGAACUCACGGAUCAGGCCUGGCUCCCCAAGGGCGUGAAGGUCCUGUUCCUGCAGGUGCCGUUCAGUGUGAAGGGGAGGUUCCGCUUCCUGUCCCCGACCGAGCUGAAGGUGGUGGGCAGCUACCUGCUGGGCACCUGUAUUAAGCCAGAGAUCAACAUGGAUGUGGCAGUGACCAUGCCGUGGGAAAUCUUCCAGGACAAAGACAACCUGAACCAGCACUACCACUGGAAGAGCGCUCUGUACCUGGCCCACAUUGCCCAGCACUUCUCCAAGGAGAAGCUCUUUGGCAGCAUGAAGUUUGCCUACAUGAAGAGCAACCAUCUCAAGCCCAUCCUGCUCCUGAGGCCACAAGGCAAGGAUGAGAAGAUGGUCACUGUCCGACUCCAUGCGUGUCCUGCCCCAGGUCUCUUCAAACCCAGCUGCUUCUACCCCAGCAAGAACAACGUCCGGACAGCCUGGUUCAUGGAGCAGAGCACCCCCAAAGAAGGAGCCACCGAGCCCCCAACCCUGCACUACAACAGCUCCAUCCUCUGCGACAUGGUGCUGCUCUCCCACCUGCACUUCUUGUCUAGCGCAGCCACUGACUUCCUGGGCAUGAAGGAUGGCCUGGCCCUUCUCAAAGUUUGACUGAACCAGCAGCAGCUCAGCAAGGGCUUGGGGUGCUUCAGUGGCUUCUUGGUCUCCAUGCUGGUUGCCUACCUGCUGAUGAAACAUAAGGUUGUCAAGAUGAUGAGUGGGUACCAGGUGCUGAGGAGCACCCUGCAGUGCAGGAAAACGUCUGCCUGUGGGUGCUUGGAUGGGCAGCGUGGUGCUCUCCUUAGAUCUGCCGAGCCUUUUGUGCCAACCAAGGCAUAUAACUGGUGGGAAGGCAGUAGCAGAACUCUCACCUUGCCAGUGUCGGGGAUGGGCGAGGAGGCCAUGGUCAGCGUUGUCUACUCCUACGAUGAUCUGAGCUGCAAGCUUUGGAACCCGAAGGAGCUGCCACUGACGGCCAUGCAGAGCAUCCAUCCAGCCCUCUGGUACAUGGACGUCUUCCCUCCCAUUCCCAUGAAGUCGAUUUAUUCCUUCCAUACCUGAAUCAAGACCAAGCACUUGCUGCUUCCCUCAGAAGAGAAGCCCUGCCUGGCCUACAUAGCCCCUUUGAAGAUCAUCUGCCACAUGGAAGGCAGUGGCCAGUGGCUGCAGGACAAAGAAGCCAUCAAGUGCAUCAAGGCGGCUUUCCACCUCCAGCUGGCUGAGUUCCUCCAGCAGCAGCACCAGCUGGUUUGCAGACCUGUGGUCACCCACACCAAUGUGUACAAGGAUGGCUACAUUUUCUGUCUCCAAGUAGCCUACCACCGGGAGCCCCUGAUCUUGAAGGAAGUGGUCGCCCCAGAAGGGAUGCUGAAGUACCAGGACACAGAGGAGUCUCAGCAGCUGGAGCUGGAGAUGUUGCAUCUGCCCUAUCUAACCAGCUCCCUGCAUGGGCUCCAGCAGCAGCACCCUGUCUUCAGCAGCACUUGCUGGCUGGCCAAGCACUGGGUCAGCACCCAGCUCCUGAGCGACAACAUCUCUGAGGAGUGUGUGGACCUCCUCGUGGCGUUUCUCUUCUUCCACCCGGCCCCCUUCAUGCCAUCCAGCACUCCCCAGGUGGGGUUCCUGCGCUUCCUCGACCUGCUGGCAACCUUUGACUGGAAAAACAACCCUCUGAUCAUCAGUCUGAACGCUGGCCUCACAGGUGCCGACUGCACAGAGAUCAAGAACAAGUCCUCCUCCAGACCCACUGUCACACCAUGCAGACUAGAAGGGUGA